Molecule: messenger RNA, 405 nt
Organism: Neospora caninum
Lineage: Eukaryota; Apicomplexa; Conoidasida; Eucoccidiorida; Sarcocystidae
Exons: 3
Coding region: 1-405 (134 amino acids)
Biological process (GO): ribosomal large subunit biogenesis; translation
Cellular component (GO): cytosolic large ribosomal subunit; ribosome
Molecular function (GO): RNA binding; structural constituent of ribosome
Source: RefSeq, a predicted model, not a curated record
AUGGGGCUUUUCACCCGAUACUACCAGCCUGGAAGGCUUUGCGUCGUUCAGUAUGGCCCUGACGCAGGAAAGCUGUGCUUCGUCGUGGACAUCAUCAACCAAACCCGCGUGCUCGUUGACGGCGCUGGAGUGACUGGCGUGAAGCGUCAGUCCAUGCCCGUGCGCCGCAUUGCGUUGACGGACCAGUAUCUGAAGAUCCCCCGCAGUGUGCGCUCCGCGACGCUGAAGAAGGCCUUGGAGAAGGAUGAUGUGAUUGCAAAAUUCAACCAGUCCUCCUGGGGAAAGAAGAGACAAGUCAAGGAACAGCGUGCAAACAUGACCGACUUUGACCGCUUCAAGCUCAUGGUCAUCUUGAAGCAGCGGAGAAAGGUCAUGCAGCAGAAGCUGAAGACUUUGAAGAAAUAA